CUGGGAUGUGGCUCAUAUGGGCUCGUUUUGGGACUGCUGCCUGUAAAAGGAUAUCUGCAUGAAAGGUCAGACCUAUAUAAAUCCUCCUUGACGUACAGCAGGCACCACAUAGCUUACCUCUCUGCUGGAUCACCAACCGGACGGGAACCCCCUGAACACGGAACAAAAUGUCGCUCUCAUCUGUCCUUUCCGCUGAUGCCAUCGACAGUGCCAUCAAGGACUGCCAAGCACCGGACUCCUUCUGCCCCAGGAAGUUUUUCCAGUUGUGUGGCCUCACCAAGAAGAGCCCCCAGGAAGUGAAGAAUGUUUUCGAGAUCCUGGACCAUGAUGGCAGCGGUUUUAUUGAGGAGGAAGAGCUCAAGUUUUUCCUCCAGAGGUUUUCCCCUGGGGCGCGCAUUCUGACAGACAAGGAGACGAAGGAGUUCCUCUGCGCUGCUGAUGACGAUAGUGACGGCCGGAUUGGAGCGGACGAGUUCCAGGCCAUGGUCUUGUCUUAAACUACGGGGCUCCAUCGCUCCAAGCCGAUCUGACCCCCCUUAAACCCUCUCCCUCUCCCUCCCACACUGCUUCAAGGGCUCAUUUAAUUUGAUUUAAAAUGUUCCAUCUAGUUAGUUAAAACUUUUUGAAUCUCUUUUCAAGACUCGUUCCGGUCCACAGUCAUCCACAUUCACGCCAUUACAUUGUUUUUCCAUUCGUUUUAAACAUAUCAUGAAGCUGU
Messenger RNA from Pseudoliparis swirei, 718 nucleotides. RefSeq names its product parvalbumin 8 (gene pvalb8). Lineage: Eukaryota; Metazoa; Chordata; Actinopteri; Perciformes; Liparidae. Gene Ontology annotation, cellular component: nucleus; cytoplasm. The record is from RefSeq and is a predicted model, not a curated record. The coding region runs from base 168 to 497 and encodes 109 amino acids. Gene Ontology annotation, molecular function: calcium ion binding. The transcript is spliced from 6 exons.